Phytophthora nicotianae INRA-310 is the source of this 687-nucleotide messenger RNA. RefSeq lists its product as hypothetical. The transcript has a single exon. The record is from RefSeq and is a predicted model, not a curated record. Gene Ontology annotation, molecular function: protein binding. The coding region runs from base 1 to 687 and encodes 228 amino acids. Lineage: Eukaryota; Oomycota; Peronosporomycetes; Peronosporales; Peronosporaceae.
AUGAAGUUUGCCUCUGGACUUGUCGCAAUCGCAUUUGCCGCCGCCAGUGCCUCCGCCGAGUCCACCAACACCCAGACUUUGGACCCAAAGACUCUCACUUACUUGGAUCCUACCACCAUUAGAGGCCCAAGUAUCCCUGUCGACAAGCAGAAGGAAAUGGAGGAGUUAUCGGCAGACUGGAAGGCUGCUUCUGGAAAUGGGAACUACUACACCAUCGACCCAAACACGCUGCCGACUCAAAACCCUGCUUACCUGAACGGCCUCGGCCCUCAGGUGCCCAUCAAAGACCACCGUCAGCUAGACUCGACCAACACCCACACCGUCGACCCCAAUACUCUGCCGAUUGAGAACCCAGCUUAUCUUGAGGGACUUGGUCCCCAAACGCCCGCUGGUGACAACCCGGAGCUCAAGAAGGCUAUGAAUGAGCUGGCUGGCUCCCCUAGUAGCAACAACUACCACACUGUCGAUCCCCACUCGCUACCAACUCAGAACCCCGCUUUCCUGGAAGGCCCCGGGCUCCCCCGUUUCAGCAACACUGCCCCGAAGUGCGAUCAAGCUUGUCCUGACGUGUACGCUCCUGUAUGCGGCACCGACGGCGUGACGUACAGCAACUCGUGCGCGUUGGGUAUUGCCAGCUGCAAAAACCCAGAAAAGCACAUCGCUAAGAAAUUCGAUGGCCGCUGCUAG